CGGCCGGUUGCUCUCUGCAACUCUCUUACUGUUGCCGCCGCUGCCGUUGACUUUUUUUAUUAUUAUAUUAUACAGACUCGUAUGUAAGACACGUAUGUAACAUCGUACAGUUCUGUUAUAAAGCUAGACACGCACUCUCCCGUCGCGGUAGUUUGUAGUGAGGCACAAGUGUCGAGUAUACAUGCACCUAUACGUAUAGGAGCUUCUCGUACACACCUGGUCCACGUGCUUUUCGUCCCUUUAAACGUACGAGUAUAUACUCGUUGUGCAACACGAUAAGAGAGAGACAGAGAGCGAUAUCGUUGCAGCCAUACGUGCGAAGAGAGCGGAUGUCCAGAGAGCAGCAUCACAGCACAACCUAACGGACGGAUGGUCCCAGUCCCAGAAUUCAUCAUCACAGCAGCGCUUAUCGGCUGCCAGUGCUGCGUGCCCGAGGAAACCGUCGCGCCGCCGCAGCGCCACGGGAAGAGGAAGGAGGAGGCGGGGAGGAGAGAUUGUCGAUUCUUAAAGGAGAGGCGAGACAGACUCUCGGUAACAUUGAUGCUGACGACCACGGCACUGCAUCAGUAGCGAGUGCAGACCUACUCAUGCCGCCGCCGUUUUUCCAACCGUCGUCGAGGACAUCAGUCGGGGGAGAAUCGAACUGACCAACUGUCGACUUUGAAAUCUUCGCCGGAUCUUUGCCGUCGCGUUUUUCAUCAGCGAGUGAAGUUCCUGCCGUUGACCACUGCACUCCUGCCGGAUGCUGAUGGAUGGGAGUUUUUCCUCAGUAUUUUUGUAAACAACGGCCAGCAUAACCUUGGAGAGAAGGAAUAUCUUUUCAACAACUGCCAUCGAGCUCUCUGUGAUUCAAGUGUACACUCGACUCCAUCCAACUAGUUCCUGGAAAGCGAAGAAAGCAAGGACAGCGCGGAUCAUGUCGACACAAAGGGUCCGCCAGGAUACUCGAACCUCGCGACACGACUCCGGCCCUUAUUGAGAUGGAUCGAGUCGCCAGUAGGACGAUCAGUGCAAAAACCUCCUCCUGACGACGGCGUCCCGAGGAGGAAAGGUUGUAUACACCACAGUGUGCCUCGUGCUGGUGAUACUUGACAGGAGAUAUUCUCGUACAGUGUAACCGUGCCUUUUUUCCGGAAACAAGUGCUUCGUUGCAAUUUUGUGUCGUUGUUUAUUAUUUUUCUUCGCGGUGACAAUGUCGAGGCACAGUCGAAGAUCGGAGAGGAGAAGCUUGUUGGGGAUCGGGAAGCUGCUGGUCGCGCUGAUGUUCCUGAUGGCGGUGGUGGCGCUGGCGCGGGGGAAGCCUGCCUUCUCCGCUGUCUACGUCGACGACAGAGCGCAAAAUUACCUGAUGAAGUUUGGCUACCUGCCGCAGAGCGGGCUCGAGACCGGUAACCUGAGGACGGAUGAUCAGCUGAGGGACGCCAUCAGAAGUUUGCAGAAAUUCGGCGGUAUUCCGGAGACGGGCCAAGUGGACGAGAGGACGCAGCAGCUGAUGGUGAGGCGACGGUGCGGCUUGCCGGAUAAGCCAGAUCUCAGGCUGCAGGACCCGAGCCUGCUGCGACGAUUCAAGAGGUACACUCUGCACGGAUCGCCCUGGAAGCAUCUCAAUCUCACUUGGAGUCUGAGAACGGAGAGACCAAGCGGCUUGGAAACUGGCGGUGUGCGACGCGAGCUCGCACGAGCUCUCGACGUGUGGGCCAAGAAUUCAAAACUUACUUUUCACGAGAUCAACAGCGAUGCAGCCGACAUUUUGAUCUCCUUCCAUCGGGGCUAUCACGGCGAUGGAUAUCCGUUCGAUGGCAGAGGACAGAUAUUGGCGCACGCUUUCUUCCCGGGUAGCGACCGAGGUGGCGAUGCUCACUUUGACGAGGAGGAGGAGUGGACCCUCGACUCUAGCGGCAACGACGAUGGUACCAGUCUGUUCGCAGUGGCAGCGCACGAGUUCGGCCACUCGCUGGGUCUGGCGCACAGCUCGGUCCGAGGCGCCCUUAUGUAUCCCUGGUACCAGGGGAUAACCGAGGAUUACGAACUGCCCGAGGACGAUAAGCACGGCAUCCAGCAGAUGUACGGCGCGCCAGAAUCCCGACUAUGGGGCAAGAAUCCAGACUACCCGGGCUACCGACCUCCAGUUCACCGUCCCUCCUACCCGACCUACACUCCGCGAACGACGACGACGACAACAACGGCCAGCACCACGACGACGGAGCGACCUUGGCGAACGCGACCCAGGGAGCCGAUGACUCAUCCGCCCGAUCGACGAGAUCACCCUUACCGUCCGAAUCACUACCCCGAGGAGAGGACCCGACCGCCGUACUAUCCGCCGAGACCCGAGUGGCCGGUGACGCCGAGAAGACCCCACAGACAUCACACACCUCCGACCGUUGGUACCACCAGUACACCUUACACCACCAGCACCACGCCGUCCAGUAGGUACAGGCCGCCGGUGAAGAAGGACCUGCCCGACAACUGCGACACCGAUUACGACGCCAUCAGUCUCAUCAGGAGGGAGCUGUUCAUCUUCAAAGGAAAGUACGUCUGGAGGCUAAACGAUCGCGGCCUGGUCGACGGCUUCCCGGCGGAGAUAAACCAGCUGUUCAAAUUCCCGAUGCGGGUGGACCACGUGGACGCGGUUUACGAGCGCAUCGAGGACAACCGGAUUAUCUUCUUCAUCGGCCGCUACUUCUACGUGUUCAAGGCGUUCUACCUCGAGCCAGGAUAUCCCAAGCCCCUCACCGCUCUGGGAUUACCUCCGGAUCUUGAAAAAAUCGACGCCGCCAUGGUCUGGGGAUACAACAAGAAGACUUACUUUUUCAGCGGUAGCAUGUACUGGAGGUUUGAUGAAAAUGUAAAUCACGUGGAGCUGGAUUACCCAAGAGAUAUAAGCAUGUUUGCCGGCGUUGGACCAAACAUUGAUACGGUUUUCCAGUGGAAGAAUGGCACGACGUACUUCUUCAAAGGCAAGCACUUCUGGCAGUUUGACGACAUGCGCAUGAGGGUGGCGCACAAGAAGCCCAAGUCAUCGGCGCACUACUGGAUGGGUUGUCCCCGGGGUAUCGAGACAAACGACGUUGACUUCGACGACGUGCCCACGAAGGCGCGAAUCAACAGCAUCUCUGCCAGCGGCGCGUCGACGUCCGGCGGAUUGGUGCUGAUCGCGUUGAUGCUUCUGUCGCUGCUGAUGAGCCAAUCAUCGCGUGCUUGGUACACGUAGAAUCCGGCCAGAUUUGACACAUAGCGCGUUUAAUGUGGAAAGUCGAUGAAGGAUCGGGUAUAUAUCGAUUAGUUCGAUUAUCUCCUACAUUAUGUAAUAACGUCCCUGAUUAGAGCAAUUUAAUCAGGGAUAAGCAUUUCACGCGCACUGUCGCAACCGCGUAGCAAGUAAUUAGGUGGACUUUUUCUUUUUUAUAAUUUAAAUAAGAAUGAGUACGAAUAACUUUUUUAAUUGACUUUUACUAUAAUGCUAUACCUUAAAUAAAAGUACGAGCUGUAUGAAAUUAUAUUACCUCUUUAACGAAAACUGUCAAACAAUAUACUCACACAGCUUUGUAAUUAUUUUUUACAAGUAUACAUUACAACCCUGCGCAAAACACAUUAAUAGCUGCUUCAAAAAAUGAAUAUGUAGGAAAUUACUUAUGCUCAAGUAUUGUAUACUUGUAAAUUAUCGGUGACUUCACAACAGUUGCAGAAAUUUAUAUAGAUACGUAAAAUAUUUUUAUUGAUAAGUUUUUAGUUAGCUUAAACUGUGGACAAUGCAAUACUACACGACUUUUUAUGGAUAAGAUGAACGACAAAACAUCUAUUAUUUGAAAUUUAUUUAAAAACAUAUAAAUCAUUAAACUUUUUAAAAACAAUAAUGCGAAAAUGAGCCAUAACUGCCUUUAUUGCGAGGAACAUUUUACAUUCCUCCGUACGCCAAUUUUUAUCGCAUUUUUAUUUAGGAAAAAUUUUAUCGCCCUGCAUUACAUAAAUAUGUUAUUGUUCAAUUUUUUAUGUAACAUAAAAUAGAAAUAAUUUAGUUAAUGGGUUUUAAAACCUCUACUUUGUUAUUUUGUUCAAUAUAAUCAAGGAAGAACUUUAAAAGACCAUUUAGUCUUUUUCAAUUAUACAUAAUGUGUAUUAGAAAAAAAUACGUAUAACUUUUAUAUAUGAAUGUAAUGUAAGAAGCGUGCAGUCAGUUUUUUAAACUGUGAUAUUUAUAUUGAAAGAGUAUUGCUAGUCUGCAAACAAAAGAGGGAUAUUCAAAUGUACUUUUUUACUUACAGUGUCUUACUUAAAGCAGCAAUGCUUUCAUGACAAAAUUUGUCUGGCGAAACCCUCACGAAUCUUGACGAAUUUUGAUGCAGAUUAGCAUACCGAAUUUUAUCUCAAUAAGCUUUAUUUUGUAAGCUCACGCUUUCUAUGUGUAUAUAUAGAAAAUAUAUAGAAAAUAACGAAAUCAAUUUCGACUAUACAGUAUACAAUUUAUAUACCGUGUGAGUGCAUUUGAGAUGGUAAAAUCACAUCGAAAAAAAAUAGAGGCUUCAAAAAAAA
This is a messenger RNA of Nasonia vitripennis (jewel wasp), 4530 nucleotides long. RefSeq names its product matrix metalloproteinase-24 (gene Mmp2). The record is from RefSeq and is a predicted model, not a curated record. Gene Ontology annotation, cellular component: extracellular matrix. NCBI's taxonomy places the organism in Eukaryota, Metazoa, Arthropoda, Insecta, Hymenoptera, Pteromalidae. Gene Ontology annotation, biological process: collagen catabolic process; proteolysis; extracellular matrix organization. Bases 1193 to 3211 code for a protein of 672 amino acids. The transcript has 11 exons. Gene Ontology annotation, molecular function: zinc ion binding; metalloendopeptidase activity.